This is a messenger RNA of Elaeis guineensis (African oil palm), 967 nucleotides long. RefSeq lists its product as uncharacterized. Gene Ontology annotation, biological process: negative regulation of catalytic activity. Gene Ontology annotation, molecular function: enzyme inhibitor activity. The record is from RefSeq and is a predicted model, not a curated record. Lineage: Eukaryota; Viridiplantae; Streptophyta; Magnoliopsida; Arecales; Arecaceae.
CAAAAUUAAAUCCAUUCCCCCUGGUCCAAAGCCACCUUGUUCCGCACGACUACCAGCCAUCCUCUUGUGCACCAUCAUACAUACCACUCCCAGCUCCAAAUCCCCUGAAACAAUCCUUCAUACAAGUUUGGAUCUCUUUUCUUCUCUUCAAGUUUGAUAGCCACCAAAAGAAGAAUAAACUCUUCCAAAACCUAUACACAUGGCGACCAUCCUCCUCCUCCUUUGCCUCUCCAUCGCCAUCCGAUCCACCGCCGCCUCCGAAGCCAAUUGCAGCACCACCAGCCACCUCAAUGAAGCCUGCAAGCAGACCUUCGACACCGACCUCUGCGUCAAGGCCCUCUCCAUUUAUCCCGAGAGCCAAACCUUCGACUUCCAUGGUCUCGCCGGCCUCGCCAUCAGGGCCGCCGCCUCCGCUGCCGCCGACACCUCCUCCUACAUCUCCGGCGUCCUCGACGAGGGGAGUGUCGAAGAUGAGGACUUCCAGCAGUGCCUCUACGACUGCGAGGAGAGCUUCGUGGAUGCAGUCGAUCAGCUCGACGAGUCGACGGUGGCGAUGGACAAGAAGGCGUACGAGGACGUGAACUUGUGGGUGACGGUGGCCAAGACGGAUGGGCAGGUGUGUGAUGAAGGGUGCAAGAAUGUGCCAUCGGACACGAAGGUGAAGCUUGUCGCCAAGAGCGAGGAGUUCAGCAGAUUGUGUGGUAUUGUUCUCAACAUGACCAGCUUCCUCGCCGCCAAUCAUUAUUAAGACUUUUCUGAAAUAUUUUUGUGGCUUUAAUUAGAUUUUGUUUAACUCAGGUUCUGUCCCGACCAUUUAGAUUCCAAGAUUUUGGAUUCGUUCCAAUGUUUCAAAUGUUGUUCUUAUAACUGCAGGAUGUCUGACUUGAUAGUUUUUGCGUUUGCUGGACACCAUUUCAACUAUGCUGUUCUUAAUUUUUAUAACUCUUUUGUGGUAUUGAAAUUAAUU